AUUCUUGACGCAAUUAGAACAAAGUAGUAUCAUUAUAUCGUGAUAUUGUGAUCUAUAAUAUAAUUGCAAUAAAAAUGAAAAAAACAGUUCCUUUCUGUUUAACUUUGUGCCUUUUUCUUGCAAAAGUAGUGCAUGCCGAAGUAUGCAUGGAGUGCAAUGACUGCGAUACAUUCGAAGGCAAGAUUGUUAGCAUAUGUAAUGGAGAAUUAUGCUACGCUAAACUAGAAAAAGGUAAAGUUAAUCGAGGGUGCGCAACGAAGGAUAUCUGCGAUGGCAAUACUCUUUGCAAAACUUGUGUCGGUGCUACAUGCAAUAAUAAGGAUUUCGAGCGCCCGUCAUGUGCAACGGAUGACGGAGGAGAAAAAAAAUGUGAAGGAUUGUGUUACAUCUAUGUUAACGGCACUGAAACAAAAAAAGGUUGUUUGGUCGAUUUACCUGAAGCUGAUUCGAUUAGAAAAGAAUGCGAAAAUGCAACAUCUGGGUCUUGUCUAAAGUGCAAUAGUAACCUAUGUAAUAAAAAUGAUCCCCUGAAAUGUGUAAAAUGCAACGAAAAUGAUGACACCUGCACAAGCAACACUGCUGCGGAAUUGGCAGCUAAAGUGGCAGUCUGCAAGAUAAACGAAGAUCGAUGCUACGUCAGUCACGACAUUAACAAUAGGAAUGCUCGUGGUUGUACGGUUAAAGAAAGUUGUGACUCGACUAACCGAGAAAAAAUGUGUUGCGAGAAAUCGGGUUGUAACGUUCAAAAACUUCCAGAACUAAGAAACGAAUGUUUCAAAGAUGCAGGAAAGACGAAGACCAAAGUUUGUAUGAAUCCAAAGGACGACUGCUAUUCAAAAAUUGAAAAAGGUGUCAUUACUCGAGGAUGCAAAUCAGAUCAGGGUAACGAUUGUAAUGCAAACUCUGAUUCAUGUAAAAUAUGCCACGGGAAUAAAUGCAAUAAACAAAUCACUUGCAAAACAUGCAACGAACUUAUAGCCAAGAAUUGUACGUCCGCAAUGUGUGAUAAUGACAAAUGCAUCUCACAAAUUAAAGGUGGUAAGAUGGAACACCGGUGUGCCGCUAAAGAAGAAAAGUGUGCGGGCGAAGACGAAUGUGCAACGUGCGACACUGCGGAUUGCAAUUCGAAUUUUGCACCUACAACUUGGCUGAAAUGUCACAAAUGUGAAGGAUCCCAAUGUCUCAGUCAGAGAAACCCGGAUCAAGCAACGUAUUGUGAAAAAUAUACUAAAGACGAUAAAUGCUACACCCAAGUCAGCCAUAAUACAGUUAGUCGCGGCUGCCUCUCGGAUUUGGCAAACCCCCAACACUGCAAUCUGAACCGCACUUUCAGCGAUUUGCGAGAGGCGGCUUUUGCAAUGGAUGGCUCCGAGGUCUGCGUGACGUGCGUGGGUAAUGCCUGCAACUCGGCCGCCUUGAAGCUGCAGCCGCUGCUUUGCUACCAGUGCGACGCAAAAGUGCCAGGAUGCGGCCCCGAGUUGAACUCGACUUUGCAAGCGGAAAAAUGCGUAAAUCCAAUGCCGGACGGAUCCAACGACCGUUGCUACUCCCAUAAAACUGAAAUCAAACGCGGAUGUCUGUCAGAUGUCGCAAAAGACGAGAAAUGUAUGAAAGGCGACACAUGUCACGUUUGCGAUAAAAAUGGAUGCAACAAUCAACGCUCGGGACAAGAAACUAGAAAACCAUUUAUUGCUUUAUACUUAGUUCCAGUUCUAGUAACAAUGUUCUUAUUUAAAUAGAUAUUUUUUUCAUUUAUCUUUCUAAAAAUUGAUAACAAACAUUGCCGUGCUUUUUCUAAAAUUUAUUUUACGUAUUACGUAUCUAGCACAAAUAAUUAUCAUAAUUUUUACAAUUUUGAUAACGAUUACAGAUAUCUACACUUUGUCGGAAGGUUCGCAUUCAAUAGUUUUAAAAAUUAAACGAUAUGCUUAAUUAGUUCAGAACCUAAAAAAUAUCAUAAACAACUUUAAUAUAAAUUAAUGUAAUCACAUCAUUAUGCUUUAUAGUAAAUAUUUUAAAUGUUAUAAAUUAUAUAUUUUGAAAACAUAGUUAUUCUAUGCAAAUUACGCAAAUAUGAACAAAUUUUUAUCAACAUAAUAUUAUUUAUGAUAUAAUAGUAAUGUCCGAAUUUAAAAUAUACGUUCUCGUAUGAAAAUAUUAUACAAAUCAAACAAUGCCUAUUCGAAGCGAAAUAUCUAAUUAAGAAAUUUAUUUAAAUUAUAAAACUGCCAAAAAUCAUAACUAAUACAGUAAAAAUGUAUGUAUGCAGAUAUAAACCGUAUAUAUAUAUAUAUAUAUAUAUAUAUAUAUAUAUAUAUCUUGGAUUACAAUAUUGACAUACCUAGAAUUAGGAGGAGUCUCAUU
Ctenocephalides felis (cat flea) is the source of this 2364-nucleotide messenger RNA. RefSeq names its product neurogenic locus notch homolog protein 1-like. The coding region runs from base 75 to 1739 and encodes 554 amino acids. The record is from RefSeq and is a predicted model, not a curated record. Lineage: Eukaryota; Metazoa; Arthropoda; Insecta; Siphonaptera; Pulicidae. The transcript is spliced from 9 exons.